CGCUCGCGGCCAUACCGCCACUGCAUUGCAUUUGGUGUGUUCAUUGUAGUAUGCUGGCAUGGCCAUCACUUCCACGGGGCGGCCAAUGUGGGCCUCCCGCGCUUUCUAUCACAGUCGCUCAAGGGGCCAUAAACGUCUUCUGCGCCCCCUAUACUACAAACGUUUCCUACAGAUAUAACUGCUGAAUAGCCCACUAAGCACAUUUCUGUGCCGGAAGCUAAGCCGAGCACCAAUCGAUUUGCAGACGCAUAGUCGCUCGGUCGGAGCGUGCCGGAACUCCCUGUGCCUUCCGUCUGCCUCAUAUCAGCUACUACACGUCAUAAGAGUGACAGGACAUGCUGUAGGUAGCGUUCAGGCGCGCUCUCAAGGGAGCGCAGUUUGCGCCGGCUGGCUUUCCACUCAGGCCAGACACAGGAUUGCCCCAUCCAGCCGAACCUGAGAUUUGGAGGCAAUGGACGGGCCCCAGGUCAAGCUGGAGCCUGGUGCCGUGGCGCCCAGGACGGGCACGGAGCUCGACAAUGGCGCGUUCGCCCAAGAGCUGCAAGACCUAGGCUUGCUUGACUUUGCACAGGACUGCGACUUCAGCCGCUUCGCCGCGGGCACUGGCGGGCUACCCCCCUCCGCUCGGCACCCCUCCGGUCUCGCUGGACCCGUCGUCGGACACAACAACCCGCCUCCUCAACCCACCAACACGCUCGAAAUCCAGCAGUGCCAGCAGACGAACCAAGCUACGGACCUUGCGACGACACGCGCGUUGCAGGUGCUUGCGUCGACGCGCUUGCAGCUCAACGCUCUGCAACAGGCCUCCUACACGCCGCGGCCCACCGGCUCAGCCGCGACUGACGGCAGCGGCUCCAAGCGACGCAAGACCUCGCGCGGCGCAGACGCAUCCGGCAGCCGCGGCGGCAGCAAGGGCCUGCGCCACUUCUCCAUGAAGGUGUGCGAAAAGGUGGAGGCCAAGGGCCGCACCACCUACAACGAGGUCGCCGACGAGCUGGUGGGCGAGAUGAGCAAAAUGGAGGCGAUGAAUAAGAAUGGGCAGUACGACGAGAAGAACAUCCGGCGUCGCGUGUACGACGCAAUUAACGUGCUAAUGGCGAUGGACAUCAUCCAGAAGGAGAAGAAGGAAAUCCUGUGGCGCGGCUUCCCGCGCCUAUCCUGCAACUCGGCCGACCGGGUGAAGGCCGAGCGGGACGCCAAGAUCAAAGAGGUGGAGCAAAAGCAGCUGUACCUGCAGGACAUGGUGGAGCAGCAGAAGGCGCUGAAGAAGCUGCUGGAGCGCAGCGCGGCGCGGCAGAGCAACGGCGCCAACACCAGCGAGACCAAGCUGUUUCUGCCCUUCAUCCUGGUGCAGGCCAAGCCCGACGCCACAGUGGAGGUGAAGAUUUCGGACGACAUGAUGGACGUGCAGUUUGACUUCUACCACUCGCCGUUCCAGAUCCACGACGACAGCCACGUGCUCAAAAAGAUGGCCGAGCACCAGGGCCGCCAGCCGCCGCCGCCACUGCCCAACCAACCGCCCACAGCCGGUGCGCUGGCGGGCGGACUGCCGCCGCAGUUCCCGCCUGGGCUUGGCGUGCCGCCGUUCCUACCGCCGCCGCUCACAAACGGCGCGCUGCACGGCAACCUGCUGGGCGGCAUGCACUCGCCCAUGGCCGACCACGCGCACCUGGCGCAGCUGGCGCAGGCGCACGGCAACCCGCUGACCUUCGGCUUCGCGCCGCCCCUGUACACCCACCCCUCGGGGCAGCACAACCACCACCAGCACCACCACCACCACCACCCGCAGCAGCAGCAGCUUCAGCAGCCACAUCAACUGAUGCAGCAGGGCGGGGACAGUGGCCUGGGCGGGGUGUCGCGGCCGUCGGGGUCGCAGGGCGGUGCGCCGGGCGCGGCAGGCACGGUGGCGGGGCAACAAGGAGCGGGCGGCGGCGCUGGGCCGGGCGCGGCAGGGCCGGCGCAGCUGCUGCAAGCGCUGCAGGCGCAGCAGGGGCCGCAGCAGGGGCGGCGGUCUUCAGGCGGUGCGCCUGGAGCGCCUGGCGGCAUGGGGCCUGGCGGCAUGCCGCCUCUGCCCGGGCUUGCAGGCCUGCCAGCCGCGGCGGCGCCAGCGGGCCCCAGCGCGGCGCUAGGCCCUGCCGGGGGCUCGGGCCAGCUACUGGCUCCGCAGCUGUCUGGACAGAUGUCAGGGUCACUGCCGCUUCCACCCGUUCUGGCCCCGCCGCCGUCGUUGGGCGUCCUGCCGCUGCUGCCACACGCGCCGCCGUUGAACGCCGGUGCGCUGCAGCUGCCGCCUGGGCUCGCGUCGGCGCUGGCGGCGCCACCGCCGCUGACACUGCAGCCUGGUCCGCAGGGGCCGUCGCAGCAGGCUUCUGCGUUUCCAUUGAUGGCGUGAAUGACACAACACGUGGUCAAGCAUCACGUCACGCUCGGCAUGCCAGCGUUGUGCGCCAAGCUGCUCCACAAGCUGCUGGGCAGUGGAGCUUUGGCGAGGGACCACGCUGGUACAAGAUCUUGCACUACCAGAUAGGAGCAGCAGAGGCAGUCGCAGUUUGUGAGCACCAGCACCUGCAGCUUUAGCUUGCGCCUGCACCGGCGCGCUCGUUUCAGCGCAUAGAGCAGGGCAUAUCUCUCCGGGCCUGUGUCAUAUGGCCUGCCGGCAGCAUUUGCCUGGCGCAGGAGUCUCUUGUGUGUCUUGAUAAGGAGCAGGGCGGGGUUCAUUUGAUGUCUGAGCAGGAGCAGGGCAACCAGCGCGCCGGUGGGCCCGUAGGCGCGGCUGUAGAGUGAACGCAUACUUCGGCUCGCCGACCGGCUGGCUGCACAGGGGGGGACGCGCGCAUGCAGGCACGGACAGGUUAGAGCAGGGCGCACGCGGCCAAAGGGUGACGUACGUAUGGGCUUUUGUUGAUCUGGGUGCCAUCAAGGCAGGCCAUAGGGUUACGGUUAGUAGGUGGGUUGGCAAGGCCGCGAAGAGUUUUGCUGAUCUGGUACCGGACGAUUGUUGAAGGGCCGCAGCCUUGACCGUAGGGAGCUGCAUAUCUGCGUUACAUGGUAGGAGACUGAGAGUUGCAUGAUUCAAUUUCACGAAAUGCACUGUUGACGUGUGGGGGACGCUGCACAUAUACAGGCACUGCGUCCGUAGUGGCUUCGGGUGGGGGCGGGCAUCGGACGAUGGCAUCAUGGCGUGCGGUGCGGCAACCGCGAGUUUGCUGUAGCAUGGCGCAUCCACUUUACGUCGGCCGCGAUGGAGAUGUGGGGGCUUGUAGACCGUGCAUACACGCCCGGACGGGCUGUACGAGGCCGCAGACUGUUCACGACGGACCCGAAUUCAUGGUGACACAGCAUGGUCAUGCUGGGACACAGCAUGAUACGGUUAAACCCCUAUGCUCGGACUCCCGCCAUAGGGACGCGUAUAGGGACGCGUAGCGGGCCCAGGCUGAGUCGCUCUGAGUCUGAGGAUGCCAGGGCGGCACCGCCCAUGCGGCCGAGUCGCUGUGCGCGAACCCAGAGUAAUUA
This is a messenger RNA of Chlamydomonas reinhardtii, 3513 nucleotides long. RefSeq lists its product as uncharacterized. Gene Ontology annotation, cellular component: nucleus; transcription regulator complex. The record is from RefSeq and is a predicted model, not a curated record. The coding region runs from base 452 to 2392 and encodes 646 amino acids. Gene Ontology annotation, biological process: regulation of cell cycle; regulation of transcription by RNA polymerase II. Lineage: Eukaryota; Viridiplantae; Chlorophyta; Chlorophyceae; Chlamydomonadales; Chlamydomonadaceae. The transcript has 7 exons. Gene Ontology annotation, molecular function: RNA polymerase II transcription regulatory region sequence-specific DNA binding; DNA-binding transcription factor activity, RNA polymerase II-specific.